GCAGGCGCUGAGUCGCGACCGCCCGCUAAGGGCGCGGGAGGCGGGGCUCGGUGCAGAGGGAUGCAAUCGGGACCGCCUCCUGGGCCGGGCCGGGGUCGGGCUCCUGUACCCAGGGAGCAGGCCUGCGAGCUACCGCGACCCUAGUCAGCGUUGUACCCGAACCGAAGUGAGAGGGCACGGGGAAGAGUCAAAGAGGGUGCCGAAGCGCUAGCCCUGCUCGCCAUGGGGGAGGUGGAGAUAUCUGCCCGGGCCUACGUGAAGAUGUGUCUGCACGCUGCCCGGUACCCACACGCCGCAGUCAACGGGCUGUUGCUGGCGCCACCCCCGCGGUCCGGAGAAUGCCUGUGCCUCACCGACUGUGUGCCCCUCUUUCACAGCCACCUGGCCCUGUCCGUCAUGUUGGAGGUCGCCCUCAACCAGGUGGAUGUGUGGGGCGCACAGGCCGGUCUGGUGGUGGCUGGGUACUACCAUGCCAAUGCAGCAGUGGACGACCAGAGCCCUGGGCCCCUGGCCUUGAAAAUUGCUGGGCGAAUUGCAGAAUUCUUCCCUGAUGCAGUACUUAUUAUGUUGGAUAAUCAGAAACUGGUGCCUCAGCCUCGUAUCCCCCCAGUCAUCGUCCUGGAGAACCAAGGUCUCCACUGGGUCCCUAAGGACAAGAACUUAGUGAUGUGGAGGGACUGGGAAGAGUCAAGGCAGAUGGUGGGAGCUCUACUGGAGGAUCGGGCCCACCGGCACCUUGUGGACUUCGACUGCCACCUUGAGGACAUCCGGCAGGACUGGACCAACCAGCAACUCAACACUCAGAUCACCCAGUGGGUUGGUCCCACGAAUGGAAAUGGAAAUGCCUGAGCCAGGGCGGUCCAGAUCCAAUAAAGAGACUUGGGCUAAUGGGCAA
Molecule: messenger RNA, 895 nt
Organism: Cebus imitator (Panamanian white-faced capuchin)
Lineage: Eukaryota; Metazoa; Chordata; Mammalia; Primates; Cebidae
Gene: EMC9
Product: ER membrane protein complex subunit 9
Exons: 6
Coding region: 223-849 (208 amino acids)
Cellular component (GO): EMC complex
Source: RefSeq, a predicted model, not a curated record